GAAGGCUGGCGGACAGAGAGAGAGAGAGAGAGAGGGAGAGGUGGGGAGGAACCGCACACAUCAUGAUCCGAACCCUCAUCGAGUGACAUCCCCGACUCCAGCUCCCAUCUACCGCCAGGCAUCAUGAUUCCUGUGAUGGAAUUCCGGCAGUUCUCUGAACAGCAGCCAGCGUUCAGAGUCCUGAAGCCGUGGUGGGAUGUGUUCACUGACUACCUGUCUGUAGUCAUGCUCAUGAUUGGUGUCUUCGGAUGCACUCUUCAGGUAAUGCAAGAUAAAAUCAUAUGCCUUCCUCUGAGAGUCUCGUCGCUCUCGGUGAACACAAGUGAAGCGGAAUCGAAGUCACUGUUACACCUGCAAUCCAAUAUUUCAGCCGCACCAAGGGAAAUGAGAGGUCUGAAAACCGAUCUGGAUCUUCAACAGUACAGUUUCAUCAAUCAGAUGUGUUACGAGAAGGCUCUGCACUGGUAUGCCAAGUACUUCCCUUAUUUGGUUCUUAUACACACUCUGGUUUUCAUGGUGUGUAGCAACUUCUGGUUCAAAUUCCCCGGCUCAAGCUCUAAAAUAGAGCAUUUCAUCUCCAUGCUUGGCAAGUGUUUCGACUCUCCUUGGACCACACGAGCUUUGUCGGAGGUGUCGGGAGAAAAUCCUGAGGAAAAGGAAGAUACAAAGACGGCCAUUUCUAGGUCUAACAUCACUUUGUCUCCUGGAGAAGGCAGUCUGGAGAAGACACAGUCCCUCCGGUCGAUCCCGGAGAAGCUGGUGGUGGACAAGCCAUCAGCAAGCGCUCUUGACAAAAAAGAGGGUGAACAAGCCAAAGCUCUUUUUGAAAAGGUGAAGAAGUUCCGUUUGCACGUUGAGGAAGGGGACAUCCUCUAUCUUAUGUACGUUCGACAGACAGUGUUCAAGGUGUUCAAAUUCCUCCUGAUCAUUGCGUAUAAUAGUUCCCUUGUGAAUAAAGUGCGGAAUAGAGUGCGUUGCGAAGUUGAGAUCCAGGAUAUGACGGGCUAUAAAGACUUUGAAUGUAACCACACAAUGGCUCAUCUGUUUUCUAAACUGUCCUACUGUUACCUGUGUUUGGUGGCCGUCUAUGGCUUGACGAGCCUUUACACCUCUUACUGGCUGUUUUACCGCUCACUGAAAGAGUACUCCUUUGAGUAUGUGCGACAGGAAACAGGCAUCAACGACAUCCCAGACGUCAAGAACGACUUUGCUUUCAUGUUGCACAUGAUUGAUCAGUAUGACCCCCUGUAUUCAAAACGGUUUGCCGUUUUUCUAUCCGAGGUCAGUGAGAACAAACUGAAGCAGCUCAACCUCAACCAUGAGUGGACCGCGGAGAAAUUGCGUCAGAGGCUGCAGACUAACGGCAACAACAGACUUGAACUUCAGCUCUUCAUGCUCCCUGGGUUACCCGACCCUGUCUUUGAACUGACGGAGCUCCAGUCACUCAAGCUGGAGAUCAUCAACAAUGUCACCAUCCCUGCCUCCAUCUCGCAGCUGGAAGACCUGCAGGAGCUGUCUCUAUACCAAUGCUCUUUAAAGUUGCACACAACAGCUACCUCCUUCCUCAAAGAGAACCUGAAAGUGCUUCGCGUGAAAUUCGAUGAUAACAGGGAACUUCCACACUGGAUGUAUGGCCUGCGCAACCUAGAGGAGCUCUAUCUGACCGGGUCUCUAUGUCCUGAUGUCUCCAAAAAUAUAGUUCUUGAGUCGCUGCGGGAGAUGAAGUGUUUGAAAACUCUCUCGCUCAAGAGUAAUUUGACAAAGAUACCCCAGUCCAUAGUGGAUGUCUCCAGCCAUCUGCAGCGGCUGUACUUCCACAACGAUGGCUCUAAACUGGUGAUGCUCAACAACCUGAAAAAGAUGACCAACCUGAUCGAGCUGGAGCUGGUACGAUGUGAUCUGGAACGCAUCCCACACGCGAUCUUCAGCCUAACGAAUCUGCAAGAGCUUGACCUUAAAGAGAAUAACCUUCACUCAAUAGAGGAGAUCAUCAGCUUCCAACAUCUUCGAAAACUCAUUUGCCUCAAGCUUUGGUACAAUGGCAUCAUGUAUAUCCCAGAGCACAUCAAGAAGCUCGGCAGCCUAGAGCGCCUCUACUUCAGCCACAACAAGAUCGAGAUAUUGCCCUCGCACCUGUUCUUGUGCAACAAGCUGCGCUACCUGGACCUGUCCAACAAUGACAUCCGGUUCAUCCCUCCAGAGAUCGGAGUCCUUCAGAGUCUACAGUAUUUCUCUGUCACCUGUAACAAAAUCGAAAAUCUACCAGAUGAGCUGUUCUUUUGCAAAAAGCUCAAAACGCUAAAGCUUGGCAAGAACUCCCUGUACAUACUCUCGCCAAAGAUUUCCUACCUAGCUCUACUGACAUACUUGGACCUCAAAUGCAACCACUUUGAGACUCUGCCACAAGAGCUCGGUUGCUGUCGAGCUUUGAAGCGCAGUGGCCUUAUAGUGGAAGAGCCACUGUUUGAAACUCUGCCUUCUGAUGUCAAGGACCAAAUGAAGGCUGAGUGAGAUGCCUUACUGUAGCCACAGUGCCUGCUGAUGACCAAUUUAGAGCAUUAGUUUUGUAUGAACUCAUUACCAUACUUAAACUACUGUUAAGUUAUUUUUCCUGUUUCCUUGACAGAGGGAAAAAACUUGAUGAAACUAUAAUGUCACAUAGAUUGUGGUUGCAACAGGGGUGCUUGUUCUGUUUUUUUACAUAUUAUCCAGCCACAAAUUCUUCUUAAAGGAAUAGUUCUUGCUGAGAGUUAGCUGCUAGCUUAGCACAAAAACCCACCAGCAUCUUUAAAGCUAACUAAUUAACACGUCAUAGCUUGUUUGUUUUAUCAAAAAAGUAAAUGUAAAAAUGGCAAGUUGUGGUUUUUUAUGGGGAGUGACAUGCUUGACUAUGUUUUGGCUUGUUGCAGUUCCUGGAGUCUCUUAAAUAGAUAGGAUACUUUUUUUAACUUGCCGUUACCAAUUAUCAUAUACCUUGUACUAAUCAUUUCUUAAAUGGGAAUGAGAUUUUUUCAAAAAUAAUGGGACUUACUUUUUACUUAUUACACUCAAAGACAAAUCACAUGACACCAGUGAUUAAUAACACAUUUAUAAGAAUAACAAAUAGGAGUACAAUUACAAAAACAUUGCGAAUAAGUGUGAUAAUAUUGUCCAAUAUUAUAUAAAUAUUAUGACUAUUAAGCCCCCUUAUAACUCUAAGGCUGUGGUGUAUUUAAAUGUUAGGUUACUCUUGUGACACUUUAUUGUCACAAAUAGUGCAUCUAACUUUAUUUUUAAAGCAGGCAAAAAGGUGCACCACAUCACGCACGUUUCCUUUCUGCUAUUCUUCGACGUUUGAAGUUGAAGUGGGCAACUGUGGGCCAGCUUGUGAUUUCACAUUGGUUUCCACUGCCAUGUGGCGCGAGCCAGGUAAAUAUAUCAGGGCUGUUUUGGCAAAAAAUUAUACAAAAGUAGUGAAAACGUUUGAAAGGGGGGGUGGCCAUUCGUGUUUGUAUUUAUAUAUUGCAUACAUCAAUAUUUCUUUGAAGGAAUCGACACUAAAUGAGUAGCUUGUAAAUAUCAAAGAAGCAAUAUCACAGUAACAAUCCGCACAUCUUGACUCCAAAGUAGUGAGAUUUAGAGGUGCUGGUAGGAAGAUUUUUUCAAUCAUUAAACAGAACCAGGCUAGCUACUUCCCUCUGCUUCCAGUCUUUAUGCUAAGCUAGCUUUUUCCUGGCUGUAGUUUCACAUAUAGCCUGCAGACACAUGAGUGAUAUCGAUAUUCUUAUCUAACUCUCGGCAAGAGAGUGAAUAAGCCUUUUUCCCCAAAUUAUGUUUUAUUGCAUAUUUUCUAUCGCUGCUACAGAAAUAAUUUGAUAACUGAAUGUAAACCUAAACUGAAGACCUGACUUAGAGUAUGUUUAGGCCAGUAGCCUUAAUAAUGCUGUAUUGUAUAUACCUUCUGUUGCCCUUAUAGAGUUUUCUUUUUUCUUCAAGAGACUGUUAGUUCUCAUGGACCACAGCAGGGGAAAUUUGAAAAAACUAAGGAUGUAUCUCUCAUAAGUAGGCCUACAUGUAAAACCAUGGCUAAAAAAAUCUGUAUCUAAAAGGUGGCAAUUUAAAGUACAUUAAACUUAAAGGACUUCU
Messenger RNA from Anoplopoma fimbria (sablefish), 4125 nucleotides. It is a transcript of the gene lrrc8c, whose product is annotated as leucine rich repeat containing 8 VRAC subunit C. Gene Ontology annotation, molecular function: protein binding. The transcript has 3 exons. Bases 124 to 2511 code for a protein of 795 amino acids. Lineage: Eukaryota; Metazoa; Chordata; Actinopteri; Perciformes; Anoplopomatidae. The record is from RefSeq and is a predicted model, not a curated record.